Messenger RNA from Gorilla gorilla gorilla (western lowland gorilla), 2501 nucleotides. It is a transcript of the gene KANSL2, whose product is annotated as KAT8 regulatory NSL complex subunit 2. The transcript is spliced from 9 exons. Gene Ontology annotation, cellular component: NSL complex. The record is from RefSeq and is a predicted model, not a curated record. Lineage: Eukaryota; Metazoa; Chordata; Mammalia; Primates; Hominidae. Bases 75 to 1370 code for a protein of 431 amino acids.
AGCCGCUGGCGCCACUAGAGGAGGGCGAGCGGCGCGGCAGAGUGCGGCGCAGCGCAGCUCCUUAGGUUUUGGUUAUGAACAGGAUUCGGAUUCACGUCUUGCCAACCAAUCGGGGGAGGAUCACUCCAGUGCCCAGGUCUCAGGAACCUCUGUCUUGUGCAUUCACUCAUCGUCCAUGCUCUCACCCUCGUCUGGAGGGGCAGGAGUUUUGCAUUAAGCAUAUCCUCGAAGACAAGAAUGCACCCUUCAAGCAGUGUAGUUAUAUAUCGACGAAGAAUGGAAAAAGAUGUCCCAAUGCUGCCCCAAAGCCAGAGAAGAAAGAUGGGGUGUCCUUCUGUGCUGAACAUGUCCGUAGGAAUGCCCUGGCACUUCACGCUCAAAUGAAGAAGACCAACCCAGGGCCUGUGGGUGAAACACUCCUGUGCCAGCUGAGCUCAUAUGCUAAGACAGAGCUGGGGUCUCAGACUCCAGAAAGUAGUCGCAGUGAAGCCAGCCGAAUACUAGAUGAAGACAGCUGGAGUGAUGGGGAGCAGGAACCCAUUACUGUGGAUCAGACAUGGAGAGGUGACCCUGACAGUGAAGCUGAUAGCAUAGACAGUGAUCAAGAAGAUCCCCUAAAACAUGCUGGUGUCUACACAGCAGAAGAAGUGGCCCUGAUUAUGCGUGAAAAGCUAAUUCGUUUGCAGUCGUUGUAUAUUGAUCAGUUUAAACGACUUCAGCAUCUGCUCAAGGAGAAGAAGCGCCGGUACUUACAUAAUCGCAAAGUGGAACAUGAAGCUCUAGGCAAUAGUCUCCUGACUGGCCCAGAGGGACUUUUGGCCAAAGAACGAGAGAACUUAAAGCGAUUAAAAUGUCUGCGUCGAUACCGCCAGCGCUAUGGAGUGGAAGCCUUACUGCAUAGGCAGUUGAAGGAACGGAGAAUGCUGGCCACAGAUGGUGCCGCCCAACAGGCCCAUACCACUCGUUCCAGUCAGAGGUGCUUGGCCUUUGUGGAUGAUGUUCGUUGUUCCAAUCAGUCUCUUCCAAUGACCAGACACUGCCUUACCCAUAUUUGUCAGGAUACGAAUCAGGUUCUCUUCAAGUGCUGCCAGGGAUCUGAAGAGGUACCCUGCAACAAACCUGUUCCUGUAAGCCUCUCUGAGGAUCCCUGCUGCCCACUGCAUUUCCAGUUGCCUCCUCAGAUGUAUAAGCCCGAGCAGGUACUGUCUGUGCCAGACGAUCUGGAAGCCGGCCCCAUGGAUCUGUACUUGAGUGCUGCUGAGCUUCAGCCCACUGAGAGUUUACCUCUGGAGUUCAGUGAUCCUCUGGCCACGAUGAAUCUACUUUUUGUCUCUGAUUUUGCUUAUUCUGGACAUUUCAUAUCAAUGUAAUAGUAUAUGUAUCCUUUUGUGUCUUGCUUGUUUCACUUAGCAUAAUGUUUUCAAGGUUUAUCCAUACUAUAAUAUGUAUCAAUACUUCAUUCCUUUUUGUGACUGAAUUAAUAUUCCAUUGUUUGGAAAUACCACGCUUUAAAAAUAUAUCAGUUGAUGGAUAUUUGUGCUGUUUCUACUUUCUGGCUAUUAAGGAAUAUACUGUUAAGAACUUUUGAGACAGAGUUUCUGUCGGUGGCAUGAGCCACCACGCCCAGCUUAGUUAUCAUUUUUAUAACUUUUUUUUUUUUUAAAUUGGGGUCUUGCUCUGUUGCUCAGGCUGGAGUGCAGUGGCAUGAUCAUGGCUCAGUGCAGCCUCGAACUCCUGGGCUUAAGUGAUCCUCCUGCCUCAGUCUCCCAAGUAGCUGGGACUAUAGGUUUGUGCCACCAUGCCCAGCCAAUUUUUUAUUUUUUGUAUAGAUGAGAUCUCCCUAUGUUGCAUGGGCUGGUCUUCAACUCCUAGGCUCAAGUGAUCCUCUUACCUUGGCCUCAAGUGAUCCUCUUACCUUGGCCUCCCAAAGUGCUGGGAUUACAAGCAUGAACCACUGUGCCUGGUCACUAUAACUUGGCUUUUUUUUUUUAGACUGAGUCUUGUUCUGUUGUUCAAGCUGGAGUGCAGUGAUGUGAUCUCAGCUCACUGCAGCCUCUGCCUUCAGGGUUCAAGUGAUUCUUGUGCUUCACCCUCCUGGGUAGCUGGGACUACAGGUGUGCGCCAGCAGGCCUUGCUGAUUUUUGUAUUUUUUGUAGAGACAGGGUUUCACCAUGUUGGCCAGGCUGGUCUCUAACUCCUGGCCUCAAGUGAUCCACCCACCUUGGCCUCCCAAAGUGCUGGGAUUAUAGGCAUGAUUCACCAUUCCUGGCCUAUAACUGUUAAUGAUAACGUUGGUGAUUUUACUUGUGGGAAGACUAGGCAUCAGAUAUUAAUAUGAGUAAAAACACAGCCGUUCAUUCUGGAUAUUUGCUUGUUUUCUGUGCUUUGAUGCAAGGGUGGUUGGCAAGUAGUAACUUAACACCUUAAUCUCACUACUUUUGAGUUCCUUCUCUCUCAUUCUCUAUUGCUGGUUUUGGAGAUAGUAACAAAACGUGGAUUCU